Messenger RNA from Trematomus bernacchii (emerald rockcod), 1840 nucleotides. RefSeq lists its product as uncharacterized. The record is from RefSeq and is a predicted model, not a curated record. Bases 1 to 1266 code for a protein of 421 amino acids. Gene Ontology annotation, molecular function: single-stranded RNA binding; mRNA binding; translation regulator activity. Gene Ontology annotation, biological process: positive regulation of cytoplasmic translation. NCBI's taxonomy places the organism in Eukaryota, Metazoa, Chordata, Actinopteri, Perciformes, Nototheniidae. The transcript has 3 exons. Gene Ontology annotation, cellular component: cytoplasm.
AUGAAAGGACGAUACUCCUUCUCCAACAUCCGUCGCCUUCUCAACAUCCUCCUCUCUCCUGCAUCCAAGGAGACACCAGAGGUGGUGGUCUCAUUGGAUGCAGAGAAAGCGUUCGACAGGGUGGAGUGGGGCUUUCUAUUUGAGGUCCUUAAGAGGUUCAGCCUCGGAUCCAAAUUUGUGUCGUGGAUAGCAUUGUUAUACUCUUCACCCAAGGCUUCAAUAAUAGAUCUGUUAACUCGAUUCGGAACCUUUUCAGGGUACAAGCUAAACUUUUCCAAGAGUGAGUUCUUCCCUGUAAAUGACCUGGCCCUUCAGAUCCCCGAUAGACUCAUCACCUUUAAGAUGUCCAGAAGUAGUGAUGUCAGAGUUCCAAUAAAAAUCUUGCGGGACACAGGGGCUUUUGACUCCUAUAUUGUUGACUCUGUUUUGCUGUUGUCUGGUGAAAGUGACACAGGUGACACAGUUCUGAGUUGGGGGAUGGGAUUAAAAGUUUUUCCUAUUCCUGUUCAUAAGGUGUAUAUUGACUGUGACCUUGUUAAAGGUGAAGUGGCUGUUGGUGUACGUCCAGGUUUGCCAAUCGAGGGGAUACAUUUUAUUCUGGGCAACGGUUUGGCAGGUGGCAGAAUCUGGACUGAUGUUCCCCCUGCGCCUUUAGUGACUGGUGGUCUGAUUGAGUCUGGGUUUGAGGAGAGCUCUACAGUGGUGCCAGGGGUCACGUCCUCCUGCGUGAUCACGCGUGCUAUGGCCAAAACUAUGCUGUUUAGAAACCAGAAGGCCAAGCAUUGCUCCACUGGUCAAAGUGGUCGUGGUGGCGGCGGCUUUGGUGGUGGUGGCGGCGGCUUUGAUGGUGGUCGUGGUGGCGGCGGCGUUGAUGAUGGUCGUGGCGGCGGCGUUGAUGGUGAUCGUGGCGGCAGCUGCAGCAGGGGUCGAGGACGUGGCAAGGAAAUGUUCUGUUAUCGGUGUGGAGACCAAGGACAUAUGGCCAGGGACUGUGACCAAACUGAGGAUGUGUGCUACAACUGCAACAAACCAGGCCACAUGGCUCGUGACUGUGGGCAUGCCAACGACCGGAGGUGCUACUUCUGCGGUGGGCUUGGUCACAUCUGGAGACGUUGUAAUCAGGUGAAAUGUUACAGGUGUGGCGACAUUGGCCACGUUGCGGGGCGUUGCAGUAAAGCCAGUGAGGCUAACGGCUACAACUGCAGAAAAGCGGACCAUCUGUUAACAGUUUGCCCCGAGGAAAAUGCGCAUAACUUAUAUCUUUGACUGUAAUGUAUUGUCUUUCAUACUGUUUUGUAAAUCCUUCUUGCUCUGCCCAUCUUUUUAAAGUGUGCUUCUCAGGUACCUGGGUUGCUAAAGAUGUGGCUGGGUGUUGGAGGCGCGGUUGGCAGAAUGAGGGUUGUAUGUUACAGUUGUUGGUUUUCUUUAAAAUAGGGUACCUUAUGUCUUUUGUUUUUGUUUUUCAUUACUGGUUGGGUUUUUGUUUUUGUUUGGGAUGGGGUUGGUUUGUUGUGCCGGUGGUCCUGGGGACACCGACUUUAAGGGGGGGGUGUGACGACCCCUGCUUCAAGGUCUCCUGUGGGGUGCAUGGCCCUUUAACGUUUCUCCUCUUUUGUGUGACGACCUGAUUGAGGACACCUGGCGGCUGUCGGAGGAUUUAAGAGGAGGAGCCGGAGUCUCGAUGGCUCUCUCCCCGCAGAGGACCGGACCUCGGAUAGCAGCCACGUCGCCUAUGUUUUUUGUUGCUUUGUCUUUUUGUUUGUCUUCGGACACAUUAAGUUUUUGAUAAAUAAACACCUUUUUUACAUAUUCUUGUCCUUCCCACGCUUUUUGUUAUGGC